Moneuplotes crassus is the source of this 1214-nucleotide messenger RNA. Lineage: Eukaryota; Ciliophora; Spirotrichea; Euplotida; Euplotidae. The record is from the annotation of a GenBank genome assembly.
GCUUUUCCCUUUCUCAGUUGUAUAAAUUUCUAAUACAGACACAAGAAAUAUGUUGACUAUCAAAACUUCAGAAGAAAAUUCAGAAAUCGAAAAUAACGACCAAAGUGACGAAAACUGACAGUCUGAAGACUCCACAGAGCAAUAUUACAAUGUUGAAGAGAUCCUUGACGUCAUUGUUAUCAAUGGGGAAGAGAAAUACCUAGUCAAAUGGGAAGGGUACCCUCAUAGUCAGAAUACAUGGGAACCAUUGGCAAGCUUUGGCUCCAACCUCCAUCUAAUAAACCAGUUUAUUGAGAAAUAGAAACCGUCAAAAUCAUAACUGACACUUUAUGGAUGAUUCUUUUGAUCGUAAAAAUGGUAGGAAAAGACUUGGAUCGAGAAAGAAAACUAGUAAAAAGAGAAUCAACAAGGGAGCAACAGUUUUCAAGAAAAAGCCCUCCACUUUGAAGAAGAGCAAUCCUUCUGUUAGAAAAGAUAAUUCCUCUUGACGAAAAAGCCUCCCUUCUGUUAAGAAAGAGAAGUGAUCGUCGAAUAAGAGAAAGCUUAAGAAAAUAGACCCACCGGUGAAGCAGAAACGGAAUAAAAUAUAUGAAGAAGAAAAGGAAAGAAACAAUAGACGGAAGACUCUCCAUUCAAAAUCUCCCUUCAAAUCAAUGCCUUUACGUAAAAAUUUUGACAUUGCCAAGAACCCAAAACCUCUGAGAAAAAGCCUCUCAGGGCUGAGAAAAUCAAAAACAAGAAAACUUUCUAACCAGGCUCCUAAAGUUAGAAAAGCUUCAAAGGAUUCCCUUGUGGCUUCAAAAAUUCCAAAGUGGCCUACCAAUCCUGCACAGGCAUCCAAACCAAUGCUUAUCAAAGAGUCGCAGUCAUCGCAAGACGAUGAAGACACGAUCAGACUCAAUAUUAAGAAGAGAGAUCCUAAAGAGUCGCGAAAGCCAGUCCAGAAGAUCCUUCCUGUCAAAUCCCAGCCAAGCACAGCCGUCCCAGAUACCACUGAAGGAAGCCUCCAGACUGAUAUUCCCUUGAAAAUCGAAAGGAUGAAAGUCAUUAAUAACGAGUUUUGAGCCUACGUCAUUUGGAAAGAAAGACCAGACGGGAUCAUUCCUGACAAAAGUUUUUGUACUGUCCAAGAGAUGAAGAAGAACAAUAUUGAACUUGUGUGUGAUUUCUACGAGUCCAAGAUUAAGAUGAAGAAAGAUACUAAAAGCAAUUAA